This is a messenger RNA of Ricinus communis (castor bean), 1551 nucleotides long. RefSeq names its product putative F-box/FBD/LRR-repeat protein At1g78840. Gene Ontology annotation, molecular function: protein binding. The record is from RefSeq and is a predicted model, not a curated record. The coding region runs from base 1 to 1551 and encodes 516 amino acids. The transcript has 3 exons. NCBI's taxonomy places the organism in Eukaryota, Viridiplantae, Streptophyta, Magnoliopsida, Malpighiales, Euphorbiaceae.
AUGGAACCAUCAGCCAAGCAAACAGCAAUAGCAUCAGGUAAGCAAAGAAGUAAUAUUGAUGAUCUUCCAGAUCAUAUAGUUCAUAAGAUCCUCAACUUUCUCACCAUAAAAGACAUAGCUAGAUUCAGCACCUUAUCUCAAAGAUGCAGAAAGCUAUGUAUUACAAUUCCAAACAUAAACAUUGUCCUGACAGACAACCAAAUUUGGUUUCCAGAGAGAGCAAGAGUUGUUGACUUCAUAGAUAGAUUUAUGAUUUGUCGCAAUGGUUUGAAGUUAGAAAGUUUUCACCUGUCAUGGUUGUUUAGUACAAGGUCUAUUACAGCUUCUUUGCAUAAUGAGGAAUACAGAAUAUACUCAUGGUUGUAUCAAGUUGCAAGAUGUAAUGUAGAGAGACUAAAUCUUUGGAUUUAUUUCCAGGAAAGCAGCAAUGUGGGUACUUUUGUUUUGCCUCUUUGUUUCACUGAGUGUACUUCUUUUAAGUAUCUUAAACUAGGGUUGUCUAAUGGCAUUCUUAAAUUACCCACAGUUGGUUUCAAAUUUCUUCAGCAUGUGUUGCUGAGUGAGGCUCAUGUGGAACAACAAUUAUUUGAAGUUUGGUUGUCAAAUUGCAAGUGUUUGCAGAAGUUAAAGAUUUAUAAUAUCAAGGGUAUAGAAAGCCUUAACAUCAACAAUAAUGCAUGUCUUCAGUACUUGGAGAUCAUGGAUUAUUAUACAGGCACUCUCUCUAGUAUCAAUGUUUCAGCUUCUAGACUUUGUUUCUUGAGUUUAUAUUGGUUAUCUUAUCAAAGCAAAAGGAAGUUAGUAUUUUCUGCUCCCAAUCUUGAAACUUUGGUGCUGGAAGGAGAUACUGAUUUUGACUGUCAUUUAAGGAGCUUAACAAGUUCUCUUCAGAAGGUUUCUAUUUAUUCUCAAACUAAUCCUGCUCACUUUUUGAGCAAGAAUUAUCAGGUUUCAUCAUCAACUACUAUCCGAUGUUAUAAUCAGAUUCUCCAAAGUGUUUGCCAUGCUAAAAUGCUGCUUCUGAAUUCAGCUUUUGUUAAGCUUCCUUUAUUAGAAGUGCUUCCAAGGACUUCAAUACAGAGUGUGCACAGCUUGUAUCUGCAUGUCACUCCUUAUUUAAAGCUACAUGAUGUUAAUAGAAUUGCCUUCCUUCUCAUUUUAUUCCCUAAUUUGAAGUCUCUCACCUUGAAAUCAUACUUUGAAUCGGCAGCUCCCAGUGCUAAUCUGCUAAACAGCUCAAUGGAGGGAAGUAGUACUGCUAUAGAGUUCUUGCUAUCUAAUUGUCCAAAGGUGUACUUGGUAGAGAUUGACCUUGACAGGGAACAUAAUGUGUUAGUAUUAGUCAAAUACCUACUUAUGCAUGCUAAGGAACUCAACAAAAUGAAAAUCUAUUACUCACCAGAAGAGCAUCGCCUGCCAUCAAAGAUUAUCAGAUCGAUAGAAGCAUUCAGGAAGGCUUCUUCUACUGCUGCAGUUUAUAUUUUGCCAAGAGUAGUACCUUUAGCCGCCAAGCAUGUGUGCUUUUGUAGUAAUAGCUUUUUAAACUUCUAA